This is a messenger RNA of Meloidogyne enterolobii, 180 nucleotides long. The record is from the annotation of a GenBank genome assembly. Lineage: Eukaryota; Metazoa; Nematoda; Chromadorea; Rhabditida; Meloidogynidae.
UCAUACUCUUCUGAAGAGGUAACGUUUAUGCGUGAUUUUGUAACAACAAUACAAAACGAAUUGGGAUGGAAAGGAAAAUUUAGGCCAACGACAGAAACGACAUCUUCCCUAAAUUUUGAGAAGGACUACGAAGGCAAAGAAAAAUAUGAAGGUAGGGAAGCUGGAAAUAUAGAAAAGUGA